Oxyura jamaicensis (ruddy duck) is the source of this 1617-nucleotide messenger RNA. Its product is annotated as zinc finger protein 567-like. The record is from RefSeq and is a predicted model, not a curated record. Gene Ontology annotation, biological process: regulation of DNA-templated transcription. NCBI's taxonomy places the organism in Eukaryota, Metazoa, Chordata, Aves, Anseriformes, Anatidae. Gene Ontology annotation, molecular function: RNA polymerase II cis-regulatory region sequence-specific DNA binding; DNA-binding transcription factor activity, RNA polymerase II-specific. Bases 594 to 1403 code for a protein of 269 amino acids. The transcript is spliced from 5 exons.
CGGCCCGGUUGCGGGCGGCGUGGGCGCCCUUCGGCGAACGGGAGCGGCGGGCGCUGCGAGGCUGGCGCCGGGCCCCGCGCCGGGCCCCCCGCAGGAGCCCCCGCGGAGCGCCGCUGCCCCGCGAAGACAGCAUAAUCCACGUUAAGCAAGAGGAAGAGUUGUGUGCAGCAGAUCAGGAAGAGGUGGAGGCCACGGGAGCUCUGGAAGAGCCCUGCCCAGAGCCAGCGUUUUAUGAGCCCGAGACUUCAGGUCAGGUCAAGAGAGGCACGGAGCCGUACGCCAGAGAGCUGCCGGGCGCAGAGGGUGAAAACAUCCCGGGAGGCCCUGACUCGGAAUUUCAGACCUGUGCAACUGAUGUUUUGUCAUGGAUUAAACAAGAGGAGGAGCCACGCUGCCCUGAACGGCGAGACUCGGCAAAAGAAAUCCGUACGGAUCCAAGAACAGUGCAUGAUGAGAACGUGAAGAAGGAUUCUGUGGCAGAUAGCUUUGGAAGCACGGUUUGUGAUUCUGGCGUACUGGGGAGACCCGGAGAGAAGUUUUGCAAGGAUCCUACCCCUGGAGUGACGUGGGACAGUCAGUGGGAUUCGGAAACGAUGGAAACAAACGCCACCAGGAACGGCUUUGGGGAGGACGCUCGGUACAACCAAGCAUUUGGUCAACACUUGGAUCUCUUCAGCGCUCAGGAAAACCAUGUUGGAAAGAGACCGUGUGCGUACAGCAAAUGCGAGAGAGACUCCAGCCAGCAGGAACCUCUUCCAGCUCCCCAGGGAGACCGAGAAGAGAUGUUUCCAGGCCCCGUGUGCGAGAAGAGGCUCAGCGAGAGGAUGUUCCAGCAGCAGCCAGGUGCUCCGGGGGAGAAACGCGCGGGGCAGAGGGCUUCUCCUGCCUCCCGUGAGAAGGCUGCGGGCGGAACCAGGCUCCGCGAGCACAGCGGCCUUUGUGCAGAGGACCCUCCGUCUGUGGGACGCGGGGAGAAGCUCCCCGCAGAAAACCCCGUACCCAGCCCCUGCGGGGGUGACCCGCGGGACGUGUCGGAGGCACCCAAGGGCAGCUUGGCGAGCCAGCAGCAGAGCCAGGGCAGGGGGAAGUCCUACAUCUGCAACGACUGUGGGAAAAGCUUCGUUUGCCAUUCCUGGCUUGUUCGGCACCAGAUGACUCACACGGGAGAGAGGCCCUACAAGUGCUCGGAGUGUGACAAAAGCUACCGGAGGAAAGAUUAUCUUCUAAACCACCUGCGCCGCCACUCGGGAGAGGGGCUGUUCCAGUGCCACCUCUGCAGGAAAAGAUUUGUGCUCAGGAGGAGUUUAAUCAAGCACCAGGAAAGUCACGUGCAAGAAACGCAACUGACCGUGGGCACUUGGCCCUGUGCGGAGAUCCGGGAAUCUGUUGUGCACUCCAGAUAGAAAACCCUGUCCAGCUUUGGGUUUCUCAGCCCGUUUAGGGGCAGGGGUCUCCCGGUGGGCAGGAGGAGGCUGUUGAGCGGCCGCCCCGUGCCCCCUGCCCGGGAAGAAGAAAUGCCGGGGGUUGUUUCCUGCAGGGCGCGUUGGGGUGGUCUGUGGGGCUGCCUCGCAGCUCUCAGCAGUCGCUGCCCGUGGCUGUUGAGGACGUGUAGGAAAU